This is a messenger RNA of Quercus lobata, 431 nucleotides long. RefSeq lists its product as uncharacterized. Lineage: Eukaryota; Viridiplantae; Streptophyta; Magnoliopsida; Fagales; Fagaceae. The record is from RefSeq and is a predicted model, not a curated record. Bases 129 to 431 code for a protein of 100 amino acids. The transcript is spliced from 4 exons.
CUGGUACCGAAAUAUUUCGUACCUAUGAUCAAAUCGAAAUAGUUCUUGAUUGCAUUGAUUACAAUAGAAUUUUGUCAAGUUACUCUGGACAGUAGUCAGUGAGCAAUAACUGAAGUCACUCUCAGGACAUGGAGGACUAUGAGUUUUUGAGAAUUUGUCAUUUGAGGUAUUUAUGUAGGCAUCUAUUGAUUGCUUUUGAAGGAAUUGUUGGUUACGAAGAGAGCUUCAAAGAAGACACUAUUUCUAUAAGAGCUUCCUCCAUGACCUUUGCUCGAGAAACUUGCAAAGGAACUUCGCCAUUGAUUGGUUCUUUUCAUCAUUCUCUCUAUGAUUUCAUGGAAGCGCACAUGUCCAUAUGCAUUAAUGAGAUGAUGAAGAGGGGAGAUAUAUUUCAUUGCAACAAGUUUCAGCUUGGUUGCAUAUCUUCAUGA